Messenger RNA from Chrysoperla carnea, 669 nucleotides. Its product is annotated as lysozyme-like. The record is from RefSeq and is a predicted model, not a curated record. NCBI's taxonomy places the organism in Eukaryota, Metazoa, Arthropoda, Insecta, Neuroptera, Chrysopidae. The transcript has 3 exons. Bases 139 to 588 code for a protein of 149 amino acids. Gene Ontology annotation, molecular function: lysozyme activity.
AAGAAAUUUAUUUUUAUUUUUGUAUGUUUGAAAGGUCUUGUUGACCGUAACAAGUCUUUAUUAUAGCACGGGUCUUUUAUUAUCUCUUUUAUUUAUAUUAAUUUUGAAGUGAAGUGUGUUUAGUGUUAACCAUAAACAAUGAAUUUCUUAUCGACAAGUUUGUUUGUUGUGGCGUUUAUUGUUGCAACAACGUUAGGUCAAGAAGUUGUUCCACUAGACCAACGAUGCUUGGGUUGUAUAUGCCAAGCAAUUUCCGAUUGUAAUACAAAUGCCAAAUGCGACGGUUCUACAUGUGGAUUAUUCCGUAUAACAUGGGCAUAUUGGGCAGAUUCUGGUAAACCUACACAAGAUGGACAAGGGCCUGAAGAUCAAGAUGCAUAUCCAAAUUGUGUAAAUGAACCAUACUGUGCUGCACGUUCCGUACAAGGAUACAUGAAUCGAUUUGCAAAGGAUUGUAAUGGAGAUGGUGCUAUUGAUUGUUUGGAUUACGCAAUAAUCCACAAAUUAGGUGGAUACGGAUGUGUUGGUGGACAAAUUACUGGUGCCUAUGCUGAAAAAUUAAACCAAUGUUUAGUUCAAACCGGUUAAAAUAUUCGCUCUUGAAAACAAUGAAGAAAAAGCUACAAAAAAAACAUUCAAAAAAAAAGGAAAAAAAAUCAUCGAUUAUCG